CACGAAUAUGCGUUUCGCCUUUUACUAAACGCAUCCGUGCUGGGGGGCACUCACAAUGAGCCGUGAAGGUAUCACAAUGAUGUUGUGCGAUGAUCGCGUGCGACAACAACUGCAUCAUCUCAGUAUUGGGACUACUUAUAACCAGCGCGAAGACAAUCAUAUAGAUCACGGAAUGGGAAUGCAAGGCUCGAGAAGAAGUUCUGACCUAGCUUUAAACCAUACGGACAUGUUUGACCGAGAGCGUUUCAACAGGCGAACUUCAUCCAUUGCUACGGUGGAGCAAUUUGAAGCGCACUUAGAUUCCACAAAUUCAACUGGAACCAAAGCUUCAAAUCGAACGCUCGCAACUGCUGCAUAUAUCGGCUUACUGACAAUAAUCAUUAGUUUCGUGUCCGCUAUUAUACUGCUCAUAUCAUUUGGUACGGCUGAGUGGGAGUAUCUUUUGCUGGACCGAGAGGGUCUCCUUAAUAUGUCAGCCGGGGCAGCUUUGCCGGAGAACGUAUUGGCCGUUACCGCUGCAAACUGGUCUGAUCACGUCGUACAGGUGGAGGUAAAAAUUGUUGAGAAAGCUGAACCAGAGAAUCCAAACUCGGAGACGAGGCAGAAAAAUAAGACAACCUACCUUGUCAACCUACAGGCCGGCAUUUAUCAAGCGUGUGCCAUUCUGCCCGAUGAAGACCGUCUCUAUGCGGAGCGGAUAGAAGCGUUCCCUUCUUGUGUCUCCUACCUAGCUCUUUCUGAAGACCUUAAUCGCAAACAGCUUCUUGAUGUCCAUCCGUGGCUGGAAAAAAUGCGCAACCUGGCUAUUUCCUGUUCGUUGGUAACGCUUAUCCUCGUGGCAUCGACAAUCCUUUUGGGAGCCUUCGGCCUCCUAUUUAAGCAGCUUUCAGCGCUUAUGGUUACUGGAGUACUCUUUCUUAUGGCUGGGAUAUUUGGCAUCUUUACGUACUAUUUUAUGAUUUUCAGAAGGACGCACAUCCAGGGUGCGCAUACUGGCACACCGUACGAUCGAUUCCUAUUGCCCUCAACAGUGACUGAGUGUUCUUUGCUGUCGCGGUUUCGCCACUACGAGGGUGGCUGGGCAGCUCAGCUUGCCUCUGUGGGCAUUCUUCUCUGCUUCGUCAGUGCCGCGAUGUGGUUGUUAUUGGCCAGAUGCCUUAUUAGGUGUGUGUUUGUGUAUAUAUGCAUAUAUUAAUGAUGGCAUGUGCAUUCUAAUUAACGUCAACGCUAUACCGCAGCACCGUAUAAAUGAUCCUAUACCGCCUUAUCCGGGGCAAUGUAUUAUACUCUAUAACACCGCAUUGUAUGGAAUUGACUUUCUAAAAGAUAAAUAAUAUACCCUGUUAUUCACAAAUAACUGUUUACUGCUAUAGACUUUGGUAGGGUUGGAUCGAGGCGCAGCGGUGCACGUGGCCGGCCCGCCAGCUAAUCCGCUUGCUACAUGCCGCUAGAAUGGCGCUCAAUGCUCAUCAUCAGCACCAUCAUCGAGGAGCUCGGGUAUUGCCGAUGCCAAUCACCGUCGACGCCAUUUCCGGAAGUCAACUUCGGACAAUCCUAGAACAAACUUCCAACAACAGCCACACCGAUAUGAUCAGCAGCCUCGCGUGACGCUCAUGGCGUUUCUGCCAAGCCAUAUUUGACCACGCCGUUCCACUACAAGGCCUUUGAGACUGAUGAGAGUGAGGGCUGAGAGAA
Molecule: messenger RNA, 1695 nt
Organism: Varroa destructor (honeybee mite)
Lineage: Eukaryota; Metazoa; Arthropoda; Arachnida; Mesostigmata; Varroidae
Source: RefSeq, a predicted model, not a curated record